Molecule: messenger RNA, 1293 nt
Organism: Cinclus cinclus
Lineage: Eukaryota; Metazoa; Chordata; Aves; Passeriformes; Cinclidae
Gene: SLC67A1
Product: solute carrier family 22 member 18
Exons: 10
Coding region: 4-1293 (429 amino acids)
Biological process (GO): transmembrane transport
Molecular function (GO): transmembrane transporter activity
Source: RefSeq, a predicted model, not a curated record
ACUAUGAAUGCAAAGACCACCUCUGGAGGUGAGGAAGAAGCCUCAGGAAUGAGGAAUGAGACCCUGGGAGAGCGUGGCUGCAUGGGAGAGGCCAAAAGGGGACAAGUGAUCCGUGUUGCCUACCUGAUUGCAGCCCUAGACCUGACUUUUCUCUUCAUGCAGAUGGGAGUCGUGCCUUACUUGGCAAAGAGCCUAGGUUUGGAUUCAGUGGGGUUUGGCUAUCUCCAGACCAUCUUUGGUGUCCUCCAGCUUGUGGGAGGUUACAUUUUUGGAAGGUUUGCAGAUCAGUUUGGUGCCCGAGCAGCCUUAAUUCUCUCCUGUACAUCUGGAAGCAUCUUCUUCCUGCUUAUGUCCCUCUCCACCAGCAUCCCCCUCCUCUUCCUCUCCAGGCUGCCAGGAGUGUUCAUGCAUGGGAUACCAGGUGCUCAGAAGGUUAUUACAGAUAUGACUACUCCUUCCCAACGUGCUGCUGCUUUGGGGAAGCUGGGCCUUUGCUUUGGAGUGGGCAUCAUUGCUGGCUCUGCCAUGGGAGGUGUUCUGUCUACCAAAUUUGGCAUUUAUGCUCCUACAUAUGUUGGGCUGGUAGGAAGUCUCAUCAACACCCUGAUAGCAAUGGUUUGGAUCCCUUCGCAGACUAAACCAAAGCCAGACUAUUACAUGACAGAGCACAGCACAUCACAGUCUGGCAGCUUGUUUAGCAUCAGAGAAAUCCUGCGCCUGAUGAAGUUCCCGGGAGUGAUGGAAGUUUUCAUAGUCAAGGUCUUUGCUGGACUUCCCAUAGGUUUGUUCAUGAUUAUGUUUUCCAUCAUCUCUAUGGAUUUCUUUGGCUUGGAAGCAGUGGAGUCUGGAUAUCUGAUGUCAUACUUUGGUGUCCUUCAAAUGGUUGUCCAGGGUUUGGUGGUUGGGAAGCUCGCUAGUCACUGCACAGAGAUGACCCUGCUCAGACUCAGCGUUUUUGUCUUCGCCGGCGUGGGCCUAGGCAUGGCCCUGAUGAGGACCGUGUGGCACUACUGCAUCAUUGCAGUGCCACUGGUGUUUGCCUUCAGCAUGCUGGCCACCAUCACCGACAGCAUCCUCACCAAGGCUGUGCCCUCCUCCGACACUGGUGCCAUGCUUGGGAUUUGUGCCUCAGUGCAGCCCUUGACCCGGACGGUGGGUCCAACCAUUGGUGGAGUUUUAUAUAAACAAUUUGGAGUCUCUUCCUUCGGCUAUUUACAGCUAAUGGUCAAUUUAGGUUUGUUUGUUUACCUCUUGAGGAGUAAAAUCCCACUGGGAGAAAUGAAAAGCCAGUAA